Messenger RNA from Lodderomyces jiufengensis, 1422 nucleotides. RefSeq lists its product as uncharacterized. Gene Ontology annotation, biological process: septin ring assembly; endoplasmic reticulum inheritance. The transcript has a single exon. Gene Ontology annotation, cellular component: cortical endoplasmic reticulum; endoplasmic reticulum membrane; perinuclear endoplasmic reticulum. Lineage: Eukaryota; Fungi; Ascomycota; Pichiomycetes; Serinales; Debaryomycetaceae. The coding region runs from base 1 to 1422 and encodes 473 amino acids. The record is from RefSeq and is a predicted model, not a curated record.
AUGUCAAAAUUAAUUAAAAAUAUAAUACGAUCAAUAAGUGCAAUAUUUUCCACUUUAUAUUUGGUGCUAAUAAUUCUAACCAUACCUUUAGCAUUUGAUGUUGGUGGAUUAAAUUGUGGAUUAGCAUUUUCAUUAACAACAAUGGUUAUCUAUUUCAUAUUAACAACUAUAAGAAUAAUUGCAAGAAGAACAAGAUAUUUUAAAUGGGUUUCAAUCAUUUAUUAUAGUCAACAUUUUUUUAUACCAAGUAUAUUAACUUAUUUCUUAAGUUAUUAUAAUACCACCCGUUUAAAUAACUCAAAAUUUAAUCCUGUUGAAAUAUGGAAAUUUUUAUUGAUCAAUGCAACUCCUAUUUUUACAAUACUAGAAGGAUUUUGUUCAUUAUUAUUAAUUCAAGCUAUUGGUCAAACUAUUAAUUGGUUAACUAUAUACAAAUCAGAUUCUUGGUUAAUAAUUUCAUUAGUUGGAAGUGCUUUAGUGGAUACUGGUGCAUUUUAUUUCUUAUACAGGAUUUAUGUUUUCCCAUUUACAAUUGAUAUUUUAAGUGCAUCAUUAUUAGGCUCAUUAUUAACUAUGACUAUUGGAUUAUGUUUAUUUGGUAUUGUAAGUGGCAAAGGUUCAAUGAUUGAAUCUUCAUUAUUAUUUGCAUAUAUUGUUAGAUGUAUUUAUGAAACUUUCCCUAUAUUAUCAGAAGGUGCAUCAGCUGCAUUAACAAAUUUAUUAACUCAAGCAACUCAAAAUGUACGUAAAGAAAUUCCAAAAAUCCCACCAUCUAUUUUAAAUCCAAUUUCAGAAGUUGUACCAUUUUUAGCAUCAACAUUACCAUUAUCAUUUAAAGGAGUUUGGGAAUUUUUGGUGAUGGCUAUACAAAAUUUAACAUUACCUUUAUUAUUAAAUUUAGCUUAUAGAAUUGGAGUAUUUUAUGCAGCCACAAAAAUUAUACCAUCAUUAUAUCAAUCAGUAUCAUAUCCAACUGUAACUCCACCAAAAACCCCACAACCAAGAUCAAGACAAACUUCAAGCUCAGCCAUAAAUGAAAUGAUCAACAACAAUGAAGAAGAAUCACAACCAGAACAAGAUGGAAGAAUAAAGUUAAAAUCAAGAAAAUCAUUCCAUUUAAAACCACCACAUCAUCAACCACCAUCAGCUAUAAUACGACUUAUAUAUGCUUAUUCACCGUGUUUAAUAAUAGCAGUAUAUUCACAUUUAAUGUUAUCGUACAUUGGUGAAUUAGGUACAGAAUUACAAAUAUGGCCACUUUGGGGUACAUCAAUAAAUAGUACAAUAAUUGUACACCCAUGGAAAUUUUGGAAUUGGGUAAAUAUGGUAACUACAUUGGUAUUAUAUGUUGCAGAAUUACUGAAUAAUGAUAGUUCUUCUGGUGGUGGCAAUAGUUUAACAAGUCAUUGGAAAGUAGAAUAA